Paramuricea clavata is the source of this 1776-nucleotide messenger RNA. The record is from the annotation of a GenBank genome assembly. NCBI's taxonomy places the organism in Eukaryota, Metazoa, Cnidaria, Anthozoa, Malacalcyonacea, Plexauridae.
AUGGCGGAUACUUCUGGGACUUUGAAAAGUAUAGAACGACUGAAACGUGAGAAAAGAAAUGCUAAGACAAGGCUUACAAGAGAAAGGAACAAAUUAUACGAGCUCCUAUCAACAACAAAAGCAAGUAAGAACACAAUUAGACGAUAUAUUAGUAAAAUCAAAUCGGAAUUUCUUAUAAUAGAAAAAUUACUAAACAAAUUGAAAGAAAUGUUUAUAUUCGAGAGCAUACCAGAAUCGGAAACAGAGGUAGAACAGAUAGAAAGAGAAAUUGAUGAAAUAGGCAAUCAGGUGGAUGUCAUUAUAGAAGCUGCGGAAACACAUUUAAAAGAAAGAUUGGAAGGGGGCGAAUUGGAAUCAAUAGCUCCAUCAGGCUCAACCCAUUCUGAGUAUGAAAUACAACAAUCAGAGACAGAGGCAGCAAACAAAAGAGUCUUAACAUUACAAGCAGAGGAAAACCAAAAAGAAGAAGAGCUUCAAAGGAAAGCUGUAGAACUUGAACUUGCAAAACAAAGAACAGAUGAGGCACGUAAGAUUGUUUGUAUUAUUGAUGCUAGAUAUCAUAAUACCACCCCCAAAACAGCGCAUGACUCUGAUGAAACAUGUUCCCACAGUCAAUUACCACAACAGGUACCAGGUCCUAGUACCCCCCUGAAUGAGAUGGACCCUAAUCAGCUCCAACCACAACAAACCCUAGACCCUAGUGCCCCUCCACCUGAAACACACCUUAGUCACCUCCAACCACAACAGGUACCAGGUCCUAGUACCCCCCUGAAUGAGAUGGACCCUAAUCAGUUUACACCGCAACAAACCCUAGACCCUAGUGCCCCUCCACCUGAAACACACCUUAGUCACCUCCAACCACAACAAACCCUAUACCCUAGUACCUCUCCACCUGCGACACACCCUGGUCACCUCCAACCACAACAAACCCUAGACCCUAGUACCUCUCCACCUGCGACACACCCUGGUCACCUCCAACCACAACAAAUCCUAGACCCAAGUGCCACAGCAUUUACUUCAUCCCAGUCCCUGCAACGACCCAUCCCAGAUCCUGACCUAAGUGAUGGUUUUUCCUCUCAAGGUCAUCCUCCUCAGUUUCCAUGGCAACAAACCUCCAAACCUGUUCUGAAUAGAUAUAACCCUAACACAUACCAGCUACAUACCCAGUUACCACCACCUGUUCUUGACAGCAUGAGUAGAUAUAUUCCGAGACAACAACCACGUAUCCCUUAUACCUGGCAACCAUCACCAGCAGCACCAAGUUCAAAAACCCCAACUUCACACAGGGUGGGGCCCAUUAAAUUAAAAGGUGUGGACUUGCCAACAUUUGAUGGGGAAGACAAAGUAGAAUACGAACAGUGGAAAGCUGCGUUCACGUCUGCUGUUGACUAUGCAGACAUACCAGUUAACGAGAAAAUGUUGAGACUGCAAAACAGUUUGAAAGGCAAAGCACUUAAAUUGGUUAAAGAUCUAGGAUUUUCCUCUAAUGCUUAUGAGAGAGCUAAACAAAAAUUAGAAAAGAAAUAUGGAGGUCAGAGGCGACUUCAAAUUAAGACAUUGACCGCAUUGAAGAAUUGGAAAAAGGUACAAUCCAAAAAUUUAAGUGACUUGGAAGAAUUUUUGACUGUGUUGGACAGGACUUUGAUAACUUUGAAGGACACCUGUGAGAAACAAGAGAUGUCAAUAGUGGUGCUAGAACAGAUUCAAGAAAUGGCGACAAAAGAAUCUACUGCUACACAGUACAAUGUCCCACAAUUCCCCUGGACCAUGUUGUGA